AUGACGAUUGAUAAAACAGUUACGUUGGAAAAUAAAAGCGUUCAUUGUCCUACAGAUACCAGUUCUUCUAAAGAUGAAGAUAAAUUACUAUCGAAGAUAAAAGAAGACGUCAAAGCAGUUAUAGAACUUAUGGGGCCGAAUACACCGCACAUUGAGCCUACUUUUAGCGUUUCGGAGGACUCAGUAACGCCGAUGUCCCACAAUAAUAAGGACCCGAUUCCCGAAGACGAUUUUCAAACUGAUAAUGAUUUUUCCACGUUACCCGCGGACGUUACCGCUACGCAAGAAACGGAUUUUUCUUUAACAAUCGACGAGCCCAAUUUAACGCAGCAAAUUUGUCCACCUCCGAUUUAUCCUGCUAACAAUUUCGUGUACAACUCGGAGUGCAUGUGCCCGCAAUUGGUGGAUUACAUGCAAAAGAAACAAGUUUCGCACAGACCGAAAUCCGAGAAAACCAAAUUCAUGCAUUCUGUGUACAAUUUUUUCAAAGACAAGAAGAGUAAUUGUCCGCGCAAGGGCGAUUUUUACACCAUCAAAGUCAAAAAAUCGUCCAGCCUCGGCCAUCCCAAGCGUUUGGUAUUCGAUUUAGUGGAAGACAUGGGCAAAACUUCAAAGCAAAACGGGUUAUUCAAAGAUUACAAUUCCAAUCGAGGGAAUUAUAAACACCAAUAUUUGGCAAAAUCGGACGACGAUAAACGCAAAAACGAAGAACAAAAAUGCAAAACUGCCGAAAAAACUGUUUGUCAAAAAUUCAACCACAAAGUGGCCUAUACGGAUUGUAAUGGAACCACCAGAGUCGACGUGUAUUAUUUCGAUCACGGAUGUUCCAAUUACUACCAAACCACCGAUAAAUCCCCCGUCCUUUCGACCGAUCUGAUCGCCGAGCGCACCGAGUCCUACACGACGAGAUUCUGGGCCGAGUUGUUCGGCACCUUUCACAUCGGCUUCUCCUUUCUCACGUCAUUCCUGCUGCAGCUCCUGCGCUUCGUCCUGCAGACGGUGGUCAGGCCGAUGACGGUGGGCAUGUUCCAUUUGCUGAGCGACUACUUCCUGAAGCCGAUCCUGUGCGCCAUCUUCAACGCGCUGGUGCAGCCGGUGCUGAUAUUCCUGCUGAACGUGGCCUCUUCGAUAAGGGACUUUUGCGAUCCGAUAGCGGAGACUAUAGGGUUCUUUAUAAGAGAGUUAUCGGCGCCUAUUAGGGCGUUUAGGAUAGUGGAGGUGAGGAAGGAAGGUGCGGUUGGUUGUGGGAAAGAUACAGAUGUUAUUAAUAAGAGAGUAUUGAAAAAGGGUUAUAGAAAUAAUGCGGAUUAUAUUUGA
This is a messenger RNA of Phyllotreta striolata, 1317 nucleotides long. Lineage: Eukaryota; Metazoa; Arthropoda; Insecta; Coleoptera; Chrysomelidae. The record is from the annotation of a GenBank genome assembly.